Messenger RNA from Mytilus trossulus (common blue mussel), 2028 nucleotides. RefSeq names its product neuronal acetylcholine receptor subunit beta-3-like. The coding region runs from base 44 to 1417 and encodes 457 amino acids. The record is from RefSeq and is a predicted model, not a curated record. Gene Ontology annotation, cellular component: synapse; neuron projection; plasma membrane. Gene Ontology annotation, biological process: regulation of membrane potential; chemical synaptic transmission; monoatomic ion transmembrane transport. Gene Ontology annotation, molecular function: transmembrane signaling receptor activity; transmitter-gated monoatomic ion channel activity involved in regulation of postsynaptic membrane potential; excitatory extracellular ligand-gated monoatomic ion channel activity. Lineage: Eukaryota; Metazoa; Mollusca; Bivalvia; Mytilida; Mytilidae. The transcript has 6 exons.
GUUUCACAUCUGAAACUAUUUCUUUCCGCGUAGUUUAAAAUAUAUGAAAUGUGAUAGAUUGCACAUAAUGACAUUGACAAAAUUGAUAUUAUUAAUAACUCUGAUAGCACUGCCAGCAAUUAGAGGAGACCCAGGACUAGGAGGACCAGGAGGACCAGGUCCAGAUAAACCAGAAUACAGUACAUCAUUAGAAACAUCACUAAGACGUGAAUUGUUCACGGGCUAUGAAGUGUUACAGAGACCUCAUGAGAACGUCAGAAUAUUUAUCAGUUUAACCAUUCUAACUGUCAACGAUCUGAAUAUUAAAGACCAAUCACUAUCAAUAUCGGGAUACCUAACUGUUGUUUGGCUGGAUUCCAGAUUAGACUGGUCAAACAGUUCCACUACCUCACAAGACUUUACCAAUGUAAAAUUCCUCUUCAGUACAGAAGAAUAUGUUUGGAGACCAGCGCUUAUCAUAGAAAACUCAGUUAAGGACAUUGGCAUUAUCAAUGAUAAAUUCAUUCCAAUGCGAAUUGUGAGUAAUGGAAACAUAGUCUGGAAUCCAUCAGGCAUAUACGAAGUGAGCUGUGAAUCUGACAUCACGUACUAUCCUCUGGACACACAACAAUGUACAGUAAAGAUAAGUUCCUGGGCGUAUACUUCCGGAGAAGUUUCACUAGACUUUGGACCUGAAUCUGUAGACCUCAGUUUCUACUCACCAAAUGGUGAAUGGGAUCUAAUUUCAGCAUCAAGUAGCAAAUCUGGUUCCAAAUCAAGAGGAGGAAUUUCGUUUUCAAGUCUGACUUAUUCAAUCAAGCUCCAGCGCCGUCCGAUGUUCCACAUCAUUAACACCUUGUUCCCAGUUGCAUUGAUGGCAGUUUUAAUUGCUAUGGUGUUCAAGCUGCCGGUGGAUUCAGGAGAGAAAAUAGGUUUCUCAUUGACCGUUCUAUUAGCCUAUGCUGUAUAUCUGACCAUGAUUUCGGACAAUAUUCCAAGUACCUCUGUCCAUAUAUGUUACCUCUCUAUAUACCUUGUAUUUAUUCUAACACUUGGAGCCACAUCAGUUAUCCUUACAAUCAUCGUUCUCAGUCUUCAUUUCAAAUCAAAGGAAGAUGAAAUACCACAAUGGGUUAAAACCAUGACAAAGAAAUUUCUUCUCAAAAUUGCUGGUAUGGAGAGUUGUUGUAAAUGUUGCGAGGGUCAAAGAGAAACCGAGGUUGAAGUUCUGACACAGACGGCCAUAGCAAAUAUGAAAAAAGAAAAGAAAGGUCACCCUCAAUUUGUUGAAGCAGUUACCUCGAUGGACAACGAGUUGACCUGGGAAAAACUAUCCAAAAUAAUGGACAAAGUGUUUUUUAACAUUUACAUUGCCAUGAUUGUCAUUGUCACUGUGAUGUUGUUCCUGGCAAUAUUUGUCAAUUACUACACGUCUUAAAUGACAGUCUUUAUUAUAUUACUAUUGAAAAAGACUGAAAUAUUUGUCGUAAAUAUGAAUUAAAUGGACAUUGAUCUGAUAAUUUCGAUAAAAAAGCUAUAUUUAUAUUUACUACCUUCAAUGAAAUCAAAUAUCGGAUGUCAAACUCAAUUUACAAAUAGGAUGCCAUUUAAAAUGUGUUCUAAUAAAACAUUAGGACAGAUAAACCAAUAAAUAACUGUUACUGUUUGUUGUGUAACUGAAUACUUCAGAAUGAACAUAGUUUUUAACCUGAUAUUUUAAACGUUUUUACAGGAUUCAAUAUGUUUGAAGCUGCAUUUUUGUCAGACUAUCGCAACGAAUGUAUUUCAGUUAAAAAUUCUGUGUGCAUUUUUAACUGUUCGCAUCCAGCUCAAUAGUGCAAUUGCAAAAUGUAAAGCGUGCUUUCAACUUUUUCUUUAACCCUAACUAGCCCUUUAGGCUAAGUGAGCUAUUAUCUUCAACUGCCGUCCGUAAACCUUUAAAAACCUAACAGGGCAAAUAUUGAUUUUUAUUGGACUGUUCUUUUUUAUAUUUUGUUAUCUAAAGACUACCUAGCGAAAUGUUUUUGAAACUUCAGAGUGUUAAUGAGA